GAUUCACGCGACUCCACCUCGAUCAACAACUCGACGUCGAGCUCAUCCAAGGUCCACAUUGAUAAUCCCCGUACAUCCGAUUGACUCAUGGAGAAAAUAACAUUAUACCCUCCGUUGUUCGAGCGAGGGCAAGAAGAGGAAUUUCUUGAGAGUGGUCGGUCUCUCUCAAUAGCCGCUUCACCGCGGGACAACUCUCUGGCUGUGUUUGCAGGGAGUUCUAAUGAACCCAAAGUGCCUCAUGAUAUCAACUCAGAGUAUCCCAAGCCACAGGACAUAUACACCGCGAGUACAGACCAGAUACCUUCGGCAGAACAUCGUUUGUUUAUAUCAGAAACGUCGGUCAUAUUUGCCGCAUUCCAAAAUCUCAUGAAAGCGACGCAGAACGCCCGACCACUGCAAGACGAACCAACACUUCAAGCAAUAACGAAACUAUGUGCAGACUACGUCGAGUUUAUCAAGACCUGUUGGGUGCACACGUCGCGACAAAUGGCAAGGGAUGAACCCCUACAAUUCGAUGCGGACCAUUACCAGAGUCUCUACACAUGCUUUGACUUAUUCGUGCUCUUGUACGCACCGGACAGUAAAGUCGUAGAUGUUCCGGUCGGAGACGAGUUGAUGGAGUGGCUUAACAAGCAUUUCAUUGAACCUUCAACAGAGGAAGGAGAUCAACUUAGCUCACAGGAUCGUCCAUGGGAGGACGAGUCGUUCUGGCCAUAUUUGAUCAGAACUAUUUUACGGGGACUUUCGAAAUCUUCUUUGUUCUUUUUGGAGGUUCUCUCUACCCGACAUCCUUCUUCACAUCUGCAGAGCAUGGCAGAACACCUUAUGCCACUCGUGGAAAACCAUCCACGUCUGAGCGACUACAAUCUUGAGCGUGAUUUUGUCAUUGAUUCGCGUAGAUGGAAGGACCAAGUCAAGUCAUUACGACUUGAGCUUGACCGCGUCCCCGAAGAUGCGAGGCAAGAUGGUGGAGACAACUGGUGGGACUCAUUCAGCGACAUCGUUGGCAUUCUCGAAGGUCGUCACUCAGUCAUUCAACGGGUUUGUCUUGAUCUGGGUGCAGACUGGAAGGAGGUGUGCGCCGCCUGGGCCAUUUUCGUUGACAAUCGAUUAAGAAGACAUGAGUUGCCAGAGGUGCUUCCAAAGAUUCUGGACGAGAUGCCACCCGAUCCGACAAGUUCUGAAGACAUGAUCUAUGUUUCUCUAUGUGCUGGGAAGCCUGCUAAAGCAUUAUCUUACGCUGAAAAGUUAGAUUUGUGGUUAGCGGCUCAUCUGGCAGAUAUCAUGGAGUCUGUAGAUCUAUUGGAUCCUAAGGUUGACGAAGAAUCCGGGAUGUCACGGAGGCAGCAGCAUGUUCUUGCAUAUGCUGAAUACCUUCAUUCGGACCCACAUCUAUGGCGUAUAACCGUUGACUACAUGUACUCAUGCGGUGUCAUUGGUCAAGAAAGGGCGGAUCAAAUACUGAUGCGUGUUCCAUUUAACCCAGCCCAUCGAGACGGCACAGCGACUGCUCUCGUAGCGGGAGAGGAUGAAACUUUGAAUUCUGAAGCGAUCGUCAACACCUUGAAGGAGAUUAGUAGGACCUGUUCAGAACACAAUAGGGAGUCAGUUCAAAGAAUUGUUAACUCUUUGGGCGCUCAAACCUUCCUUAAGCAAAAAAACUACAAAUCAGCUAUGUCUUACAUGAUUGCUGCCAAUAAUUGGUCUGGUCUCGGUCGUGUUGUAGAUUGUGUUUUAGCUGAAUAUAUCAUGCAUGGUCCCGAAACGUUCGCUCGCGCAGCUGCGACUGUUGCCUCCUCUCUCCAGGAUCCACGUAUACACCAAGGACCCAAUGGCGUAUUCAUUCAUCGUUUGGCAUUUGCUGUGCGAUACGCUGAAUAUCACCAGAGACGCAUGGACGGCGACUUUCAAGAGGCGGCCUUGGAUCUCGUGUCGAUGUUUCAAGAGGAGAUCGCACCAAAGUCAUGGUGGGGUACACUACUUGUAGACGCAACGGAGCUUCUCAAACUUGAUGGAUUGAUGUUGUUUUCCUCUUCUGGCGCUGUCGAGUUGCUGAAGCGCUUAGAAGAAGUCAAUAUUCGAGCAAUUCAAGGCUCAGGAGAGGAUUACUUAUCUGUGCUGGUUAAGACGAUGAAAAACGGGAGCCUCAAAGACGCUUUGCAGCGGCUCAAGGUGACACGGCUGGCCUUGGCUAAAUAUUAUGCUAAGUGUACCAUGGUAGGCGCGACGUGAGACAAUGUGACUGUGACGUAGUGACGUAGAAGUUGGAUAAUUCAUUUAAUUAAUGAUC
This is a messenger RNA of Heterobasidion irregulare TC 32-1, 2290 nucleotides long. RefSeq lists its product as uncharacterized. NCBI's taxonomy places the organism in Eukaryota, Fungi, Basidiomycota, Agaricomycetes, Russulales, Bondarzewiaceae. Bases 88 to 2232 code for a protein of 714 amino acids. Gene Ontology annotation, cellular component: nuclear pore outer ring. Gene Ontology annotation, biological process: positive regulation of DNA-templated transcription; mRNA export from nucleus; protein import into nucleus. The record is from RefSeq and is a predicted model, not a curated record. The transcript has 11 exons. Gene Ontology annotation, molecular function: structural constituent of nuclear pore.